This is a messenger RNA of Trichobilharzia szidati, 5523 nucleotides long. The record is from the annotation of a GenBank genome assembly. Lineage: Eukaryota; Metazoa; Platyhelminthes; Trematoda; Strigeidida; Schistosomatidae.
AGCAGUAGUCGAUACAGCCACUCUGGCGCCAAGACAAGCGAUUAUUUGCUGCAGUUGCUUUCGGUCGCUCACAUGGUUAUAAAGUAAAUCCUUAAAACCACUUGAUGGUGGGAAACCUUCCUGAAAAAAGUAAAGAUAGCAGAACAUUUAUCAAUUACAUGCGUACCUAAAUUGCUGAUAACAACCUUUCUUACACCUCUAUUCUGUAAGACUGUCUUUUGAAGCGCGACAUACUUGUGUGAAGUUGCCUCGAACUUUAAAUCCAACUCUAAGUUAAAUCCAGGAAUAUUUUUAUUACGAAAACCUCUUAGGUAAAUGGAUACUAAGUUAUAAAUGUCACUGGAGCUACAGAAACGCUAUUAAGCGCCAGUUGCAGUUGUCACUUGUUUUUUGUGUACUGGGAUCGCAUCUUUUGCCAUCGCGACACUGUUCAACUGUCAUUCAGACAAUCACUUAUUUGACUUGAAAUUGAUGGACAGGAGACUGAUAGUCUCUUACAGAUGCAACCACUGUCCUCAUGGAAAUACGAUGAUUACUAAGUUUGCGUCAGAUGCCUUAGAAGAAGUUCGAGUAACUUCAACCGAGUUGGUAACUCAGUUUUUUCCCAACUGUGAAGCAUAACAUGAAUUUUAGCUAGACAUGACGGAAAACAAUAUGAAACUUGGCUGCAGUGACAAUUUUCAACGUCGGACUGUGGUCAAAAGUUAAGAAACCCAAGAUCCCAUACUCCAUGUAGCAUGUAGGAGAAAUUGUUCAGAAGAACUAUGAUAAAAAUGUACAAAAUAAAAAAUGUGAGAAUUUGAUGCACCUAGAAGUUUAUUUGAGGCGAAUGUAUCUGCACCUUUGAGAACAGCUUUUAGACGGUACCAAUAGUCGCCAGCUUAUCGAGGAUACAAGCCGGACAGUUUGUAUAUGCCCAUAUGGCUUAAAGCAAAAAUCGAAAAAUUCACUGAUGGAAUUUGGGUUUUGAUAUGACCAACCUCAGACUUUUUCAGCCUAAUCCGACGUCAACUGAAACUGUUUGAUGAGGAAGACUAUGACAGCAUGCGUGUCAUAUCCAUCCCAGUCGAUGCAGCUUCAGAACCUCAUCGAUUGACUCCCCUAACCUCAACACUGCUCACCAUAUUAUGUGGAAGAUAGAUGCGAAUGUCUAUGGUCAAAGUCAGAUAGCUUCUUUUGGUGAUCCACUUUCAGUGGCUAUUUCUCAGCCAUAAAGAAGGAAAGAGCGAUUGAUAGCUGGACAUCACGUCAACGCGAGAGAUGAUGUAAUUUGACAAACGCCACACGUAUCUGUGCUGAGAUUUGGUCAGCAAUCAAUGCAUUAGGAUAGUUGCAACUUCCCAAAUAAGUGAAGUGGCCAACACACUACAACUUCACUUCCUGUCGUCAAAAUGGUAGUCGGUGUAGACCAGUUCUACAUCAUAAUCUUACGUUUGACAGGGGCAACUCACAUGCCAAACAUUUGACGAUUGCUGCUCAAUGUGAUCAAAAGACUUAAUUUUAUCAGCGUCUUGGCAUGGGAGGAUAAUUUCAUCCUUAUAACCUAAGUCCAUUUGACUUUUAUCAGUUAUGGGUGAAGCGCUUACCAGACACACAGAAACCAAUAGAAAUUUUUGUUAAAAGCCUUACUAGCGACACUUUCCGGUUAGUUUCAUUCAACCGCAUUUUGUUUUUCCAUAUUAGUUUGUUUAUUAGAUAUAUCACAGAGAAACAGUAUUAUUUACUGGAUAUGAUUAUGAACAAAAAGUUUUGUUCGAAACGUCAUCCAGUAAAUAAUACUGUUUCACUGUGUGAUAUAUCUAAUAAACAAACUAAUAUGGAAUUACUUACUACCAGUGCCCAAGUUUUACACAUACUCAUUUUGUUUUCUUAGUCACUACUACAAUUCAUUAUAUCAUUUCAGUUCUGACAGCUCUUGACACAUAAAUUCAGCCAUCUAAUGACCAUUUUUAUCUUUUAGCCGCUUCAGCUCCAUACUCUAGUGACCACCUUACGAAGUCUUUUCAUUAUGUUGAUUAUCUAUGUAGUGUGAUUAGCACUCUUUUGGAUGUAAAGUAAAUACGAUUGAAGUCGUUGAAGUGAAGUAUGUCUUCACUGAAUGAUUGCUUGUUCUCCUUUCAAGUAAAUAGCUCUGCUAAGUCAUCUAAUGUUCGUCAAAACUUUUAUAAAGUAAUUCGUAGUUUUACUACUACAGUUAUGUAGGUAUAAUUUUACUUUAAGAUCUGUAAGUUAUAUUUGGGCAUGAAUGUUGAUGCUUUUCCAUUACUGUUAAAACUCUUUUACAGGUAGGUUUCUCACCCUACUUAAUUCUGCCACCAUUAGUAGCCAUCAGAGCCAGUAAAACUACCUAUAUUCCUUUAAAAUCACGCCGUCAACUUCAUGUUGGAGCAUUCAGCGUUAGGAUCCUUUGCCAAGGUGCACAUCAAUCUUCACUAACCUGAACUCUGGCAUCUCAACCAAUUAGAAUGUUCUGUUAGACUGCUUCACAAAAUAAGAGCAAUCCAUGUGCCUUCAAGAAAUAAAGAUAUGUUCUCGCGAACUACUGAAGUUUUGUAGGCCAAGCUUAUCGUUUCUGUGCAGGAAUAGUCACUCAAUGGAGGAUAGUGUUUAAGAAGGCUUUUUCCGCAGGGGUCUCCUUAAAAAGUUGGAGAGAUUUCUACAACCUUUAAGUGUUUGUAGUUUAUCUCACACUUACGAAUUUAAUCGGUAGCAACUGUGUUUAUAAAUUUUGACAAACAGGCGACAUAAGCUUUAACCGUUGACAACUCAUUUUCUUUAAACGCAAAUCCUGCUGGUUAUAGACGUGUAUUCUGUUCUGCCGUCCAAAUUCAUCCACAAAUACUUGUGCACCGCUUUAAUUCUGUGCGUAAUUGUGUUGAAAACAUUAGAAUACGAGAAUGCGAAGCUGCUUAUGUUACAGGGUGCUUUUUCUUGAUGAGCUUGAUGAAGAUGUUGUGAAGAGAAGAAGGAACGCUUAUAUGGAGUUUGCAAGCCUCUCGUCCAUUCGUUAUCAGUGGUUUAAAGAUUUUUUCAAGUUAUGGGUUCAAGCACCGUCUAAGGGUCCGGUUUCGUUGUUUGGUUUCGUUGACUGUGGGGAAUGCAUCGAAGACGAAUGGUUCAUUGUAUGGAUUCUUUUAGAACUUAGCAAAUUUGAUCCACGCAUUAUUAUUCAGGUUUCUGAUGAAGAUGGUGAAUUUCUUCUCAUUGAAUGUGCGGAUCACUUGCCGAAGUGGUUAAAUCCCGAAAACGCUGAGAAUCGUGUAUGGUUGUACCAAGGAAAGCUGAAUAUCCUUUGCAAAAACCGGAAGGACAAAAUGGCAUUAAAUGAUGCCUUGCAUUCUUUCAAAGUUUUCAACGCCUCUGAUUUCCUUUUGUCCAGUGCGAUACAGUCUGCUAUUCAGAAAAGAAUAAUGAAAUAUCCUGAUUCUAUUGAAACAGCGCAUUUGGCUCAUAUAACGGUUCCUUACUCAGUCGCAGCUAUCUUCACAACAUUUUAUUCGAAGUGUAUUAUUAACUCAUCUAUAGAUAUUCUAGCAGAUAAAAUCUCCGACGGUUCUGGUGUACAAUCAUGGUUGAAGUUGUUUAACAAAAAUUUAACUAUUUUCGCAAACCAUUGUAUGAAUAAGGGCGGUCCUCGUAAGCAUAUCUGGCCAAAAUUAACUGAAUUAUCAAAAUCUUACGUAACCAUUCCUGUAUGGUUCAGUCGACUUCGUUAUGCUCGACUGCGUUCAUUACCAACUCCAGGCGGAAUGAUGCAACCUCAGAGUAACAAUACUGCAUCUGGUCGCUUAGCUGCUGAACUUGGACUGAAAUUGUGUAUUGGACUUGAUCUUCUGCUAAACCAUGUUGACUCGCAUACACAAAAUUCGCAAUUCACACCUAAUUUUGUGAUUCCCAGUGAUUCUAAGGAAAAGUGGGAUAUAUUUUUUGAAAGAUUGAACCGUAUCGGCUACUUUCAGGGUGUUGCGGAGAAUUCCUGGUUGUACAGACAGCUGCAGAAUCAAACUGAAUGUCAUUUCCUCUAUUGUCUUUCAGAAGCAUCGUCGAAACCACCGGCUUACGUCACUUCUGAUGAUUUCUUAUCCAAUUCACAUACAAAAGGCCAACUUCAGGAGCACAGUGACACUUUAUUCUCCUUAUUAAAUUAUAUUGAGAACAAUGAGUCCUGUUCAUCUUUGGUUGAUAAAAUUAAUUCUAUGGAAGGAGAAAAUGGAAUACCUCCUGCUGAUGACGAGUCAUGGAUGUUCAUUACUCCGGAAGAAUUGGAUGAGAUGUUGUUGGAGCGUAAUGGAACAAAUGAACCUAAUUUACCAUGCAAUUCAAUUUCAUCAAUUCUCAAAGACUUUAUGAAUUCUUCAUCCUCCUUCAAGGGUAUUGAGCCAAGGAAACAUCGCCGUGGGAUAAAGCGAAAACCUGAAAAGCCGGGUAAUUUAAGCAGUGACGGUACAAGUUCUGAUGAAGAUACUACUGCAGAUGAAUCAGAAAAUGGUUACUGUGAAUACUCUCAUCCUAGCAUCAAGGGAAAAGAUGAUUCUAUGAAUAUGGGAGAUAUUAUGAAGUCAUUGCUGGAAGCUAAUGAUAAAAUCCUUUCGACGAAUAGCAAACCUAAAUCAAUAAUGAAGUCUUCAAAUUCAUUAAAUAACAAAGAAAACAAUAAUAAUGUAUCGGGCACAAUUAAUCCUCCACAGAGGAAAGUGUAUGAUGUGCUCACAAGUGAUGGCGAUGAUGAUGAUGAAUUGAUCGACCUUUAUGGCGUUCGUUCUGAGUAUCCAGCCUACUUUGAAGAUUGUCUAUCAUCCAGUUCUGCUGACAGUAUUAAGAUAUCGAAGGAUUCAGGAGGAAAUCAGCAAAAACAAAUUGAACGUAAAUCUCCGUUUUCACCCAAAAAGGUUAUCCCUAAAUCGGAAAAACCUAUCUGUUUCUCUAGUUCGUCAGAUGAAGAUCGUGCUGAAUCUAGGCAUGUUUCAUCCAAAACAAAGAAAUCAUUUUCGAUGAAGAAAUACUUUUCACAGUUAGAGGAUGAAUUAGAGAAUGAACCAGCAAACAUUGGCCGUUACACACCGACUGCACAUAAAUCUUCAAUGCGCCACCACUUUUCAGCUUACAGAAAAACGUUAUGCAGUACAAAGAAACCGCGUAAAAAUAUCCAACUUGCUGAACCGGAGGAUACAAGUUUCUUCGAAAUCACUAGUCACCAUAGUAUUGAUUCAUCUGAAGAUACAGAUUCGACACCAGAAAGCUGUAUAGAAACAUCGGAAUCAGAAUUAGAUCAGCAUGUUGCUCGUAAUAUAGGUGCUUCCAUUAAAGAUCCAGAGAAUCAAAGUCAAUUUCAACCUUCUGGUCCUGCUGCUCAUUUGUUAUCAGCAAUCGGUUUACCUGUGCAUGAACUGUUCAGAAGACAAAAUAUCAACAAUAGUCCUGGUUUUAAAAAGCUCCCAUAAAUAGAAGUCUUUACUAACUGGAUUGUUUACUUACACUUUUACCCACUUGUAAAUAAAUUCUAAUUUCCCUGUUCUUAUCUUA